CCCGCUCUGCUCUGCUGACUGCUGCUCCCCGCAUUGGGCUCGGUUGCUGGAAAGCCGGCGGUUUCCGUGUGAUUUGGCGUGUUUUUCCUGCUGUUCUAGGCGUAAAGUUUCGAUUUUUACGAGAAGUUACAGGCGAAUUCUGGUGCUGGAUCGGUGAUUUGGCGUGGGUUAGCUGGUGUGCGUGGUGGUGGCUGGAUCGAGUCGGGAAUGCGCUCAGGUUAGCGAUUGGGAUGGGGCGGUUUGGUCAGAGUUUGACUUGUCGCCAGCUGCCCCUGUGGACUUCAUCCGCUGUCUUUUGUAGAAGUCACCUGAUUUGGACAUGUAGAUCACCUACUUCGACACAGUUGCUGAAUUGCACAACCAAUUUGGAAAGCUUGCAAAUUUUAAGAGGUUUUUGAAGGCUUAGGUGGUGUUUGUUUAAUCUUAGUAGCUGGCAUAAGAACGGAUCAUGACUAAAUCACAUACUAGUUGGAUAUGUGCCAGAACAACCAUCGGCUUGCUGGAGUGGAAUGCUUGUUUACAGGCCCAAAUCUUGGAAGGUAUCAGUUGCCUGAAAUUUCAUCAGACGCUGGUGUAGCAGCUUUGUAUAACCAUUAUCAGAGUUUGAUGGUAAUGAUCUUUAGAUGAUCUGAAGAUGGAGAUGAGAUAACAGAUUAAAAGUACCAUAUGUGUGGCAGUGGUGUAGCAAGGAUAUGACUGUCAUGUUGCCUCAGCGCCACCGGGCUGCAGCCAAGAAGCCCAUGUGGAUAAUUGUGCUCUUAUCGAUGGUUUGUGUCAUUUUGAUUGGGGCUUAUGUGUACCCACCACGGCGCUACUCUCAAUGCUACCUCUUUGCUUCAAGAAGUGUAUGUACACCUUUCAAGGAUUGGCUCCCUGCUAUAGGCCGACGGGAGCGGACCGAUGAGGAGAUUAUUUCAUCUGUAAUUGUUAAGAAUAUCCUUUCAAUGCCCAUGCCCGUGUCAAAAAAUCCAAAGAUCGCUCUUAUGUUCUUGACACCUGGUUCAUUGCCCUUCGAGAAAUUGUGGGAGAAGUUUUUACAGGGACACGAGGGAAGAUACUCCAUCUAUGUGCACGCAUCACGUGAAAAGCCUGUGCAUUCUAGUUCUUUGUUUGUUGGUCGAGAUAUUCACAGUGACACGGUAGUAUGGGGAUUGAUUUCAAUGGUUGAUGCCGAGAAGAGACUAUUAGCGAAUGCACUGGAAGAUGUUGAUAAUCAAUUUUUUGUCUUGCUUUCUGACAGCUGUGUUCCGCUGCAUUCAUUUGAUUAUGUGUAUAAUUAUCUGAUGGGAACAAACGUUAGCUUCAUUGAUUGUUUCAAGGAUCCAGGUCCACAUGGCAGUGGAAGGUAUUCUGUUGAGAUGUUUCCUGAAAUAGAAGAGAGGGACUUUAGAAAGGGUGCCCAGUGGUUUGCAGUUACACGGAGACAUGCUUUACUGAUUCUGGCGGACAACCUUUACUACAAGAAGUUCAUGCUAUAUUGCAAGCCAGCAGAAGGGCGCAACUGCAUUGCAGACGAGCAUUAUUUGCCAACCCUAUUCAAUAUGGUAGAUCCUGGUGGAAUCGCUAAUUGGUCGGUUACACAUGUGGAUUGGUCUGAGGGAAAAUGGCAUCCAAGGUCGUACAGAGCUGCAGAUGUCACUUACGAUCUCUUAAAGAAUCUAACAGCUAUUGAUGAGAACUUCCAUGUAACAAGUGAUGACAAGAAACUUGUCAUGCAGAAGCCUUGUUCGUGGAAUGGAUCAAAGAGGCCAUGCUAUCUUUUCGCCAGGAAGUUCAAUCCUGAAACUCUUGACAACCUACUGAAGCUAUUCACCAGUUACAUAUCUGUUUGAGUCCAACCCGAUUCUUCGCCUUGUGCAUAUGGUCUCAAUCCUCACCCCCACCCCCCAAACAAGUUUUUUUCCUGUUCAUGUAUAUUGUGAAAUCAAUACUUAACAAGAAUCUGGGCCUGAAAACACCGAUUACAGCUGCAACAACCACGACAGCUUGGAGUUCUCAGUCCCGGGGAAGGGCUGCUGCAAUAUUUACAGAACAACACUGCCGUCAUUGUAAUUUUAUUGUGCUUUACGUAUGUUUCCAUGAGUCUUCCCCCCGCCCUUUCAUUAGGUACUGUCUCCUGUAGAACAGAUUUUUGUCAGACUGUUAAUACUGUCAUUAUAUGAUCCAUUCUUUGUAGACACAGAGAUAGCAAGAGAAGCACCACAUAACUUCAUAAUCUUAAAGUUUUGUUACCAAAAUCUAUUAUUAUGGAUUCUGGUGUGUACAUUC
This is a messenger RNA of Phragmites australis (common reed), 2268 nucleotides long. RefSeq names its product glycosyltransferase BC10-like. The record is from RefSeq and is a predicted model, not a curated record. Lineage: Eukaryota; Viridiplantae; Streptophyta; Magnoliopsida; Poales; Poaceae. Gene Ontology annotation, molecular function: glycosyltransferase activity. The coding region runs from base 693 to 1832 and encodes 379 amino acids. Gene Ontology annotation, cellular component: membrane. The transcript has 11 exons.